UGUAGUUCCGCUUGUAGGCCGCUGGUCUGGAUAACAGCACACGAAGGAACCAAACAAAACAAAAUUAGGGAAACUUCCCAGGGAUUGCGCUAACACUGGUGCAUCUUCUACACAAUCAUGCCCGGCUUUACUUGCUGCGUUCCGGGAUGCUACAACAACUCGCACCGGGACCGCGAUCUGCGGUUCUACACCUUUCCGAAGGAUCCCACUCAGCGAGAGCUAUGGCUGAAGAACAUUUCGCGGGCCGGGGUGAGCGGCUGCUUCAGCACUUUUCAGCCCACCACCGGACACCGGGUCUGCAGCGUCCACUUUCCCGGCGGCAGGAAAACCUACACCAUUCGCGUCCCGACACUGUUCCCUCUGCGCGGGGUGAACGAGAGGAAGAGCAGACGGGGCAGGAGCAGGAAGGUCUCCGCGGUCGUGCCCAUCAUCAGCAACGUCGUUUCCACUGCUAACGAGUCAGCGCCAGUGGAGGAAGAAGGGGACACCGAAAACGCCACCGUGGUGCAGAUAGGUCAGAACGGCCAGUACAUCACCCCCGUGGACCUCCCACCUGCAGGAGACGGCUCCUGCCUCGCGGCGGUGGUCUUGGGCUCAGGUGGAAACCUGUCCGGAGGCAGCGCAUCGUGCCCCGUGGCCGAUCUCGCGCUGUGCGGGGUGGACCACUCGUACUCGCUAACCACCGGCACAACGUCCGCCGAACUGCUGCGGAAGCUGAACGAGCAGCGGGACAUCAUCGCGCUGAUGGAGAUCAAAAUGAAGGAGAUGAAGAACACUAUCCGACAGCUGCGGGUCAACGAGGCACGGCUGCAGGAGGAGCUGCGGGAGCGGGACCGUCUGAUCUCCGCCAACAACAUCAAGAUGAAACUCUGACGAACAACGCAAAAAAAAAACGAUGGACUAAGGACGCAAAGGACGGUCUGUGUUCGGUGCUUCUGUAAGACAAGGCGACGACAAUUAAGUAUCAUUGUAGAUCUCAUUUAAAAGUUUCUCCAGUUAUGUUAUGGUAGACGAGCUGUGUGUGUGUUAGAGCGCAGAUACGAUUUCAACCUGGUUGCACGAGCUGUCCGGCACAGCGCUACACGGGGACUGAGAUGAGUUCAGCAGACUGGUCCUUCGCAUUUUAUAUUUAAUUGUACACAUUUGUGCUGUUUGAGUGUUGGAGGCAGCAGACCCAAGAUCAGCCAACUGCCACAAUUCAUUAACCAUGUUACAUGCGCAAAGAGACUGCUUCAUACACGUGUCAACAACUGCUUAUAAUUUGGUUUUCUUCGAGUGCAUCAGAUCACAGCUUCUGGUUCAGAUUAACAGAUUCUUUACAUGCAGGUUAACAACACAGUUAGAAAAGUUGAUUGGUUUGAAGUAAACUGCUUUAGAACUAUAAA
Molecule: messenger RNA, 1385 nt
Organism: Carassius carassius (crucian carp)
Lineage: Eukaryota; Metazoa; Chordata; Actinopteri; Cypriniformes; Cyprinidae
Product: THAP domain-containing protein 11-like
Exons: 1
Coding region: 118-873 (251 amino acids)
Biological process (GO): regulation of transcription by RNA polymerase II
Cellular component (GO): nucleoplasm
Molecular function (GO): RNA polymerase II cis-regulatory region sequence-specific DNA binding
Source: RefSeq, a predicted model, not a curated record